Messenger RNA from Styela clava, 3609 nucleotides. The record is from RefSeq and is a predicted model, not a curated record. NCBI's taxonomy places the organism in Eukaryota, Metazoa, Chordata, Ascidiacea, Stolidobranchia, Styelidae.
AGCUGUCUAUAUUUAAGAAAAUUACUUCUAUGGCAAGCUUUAGAUUAUAUAUAAAUUUCGGAUAAUAGGAAAUACAAACUGAUAGUCAGUAAAAUUUCUUUUUUACCUGGAUUGGAUUAAAAGUAAAGGUCACCAUCUUGGGUGACCUUGGGACUCUGAACCCUAAGGAUAUAACGUUGUCUGGGAUUUACUAAAAAAUGAACCCUUUGCCAGCAGCUGACAUAUCGAGGAAAAAUCCUCAGGAUGAUUUUGAUUUAAUUCAAAGAGUUGGAAGUGGGACAUAUGGGGAUGUAUACAAGGCUCGCCACAAUGCUACGAGUGAACUUGCAGCCAUCAAAGUCAUCAAACUUGAACCAGGUGAUGACUUUGCUAUCAUUCAGCAAGAAAUUAUCAUGAUGAAAGAUUGUAAACAUCCGAAUAUUGUUGCCUAUUUUGGAAGCUAUCUAAGGCGAGAUAAAUUAUGGAUUGCAAUGGAAUAUUGUGGAGGUGGUUCAAUGCAAGACAUUUAUCAUGUCACCGGUUCCCUGGAGGAAAAACAGAUUGCCUACGUCUCAAGAGAAACAUUACAGGGCUUGAGAUAUCUUCAUAGUAAAGGAAAGAUGCACAGAGAUAUAAAGGGUGCCAACAUCCUUCUGACAGAUGAUGGGAAUGUAAAACUUGCUGAUUUUGGUGUAUCGGCUCAAAUCACACAGACCAUUGCAAAGAGAAAAUCAUUUAUCGGAACACCGUAUUGGAUGGCUCCAGAAGUUGCAGCCGUGGAGAGAAAAGGAGGAUAUAACCAACAGUGUGACGUAUGGGCUGUGGGAAUUACUGCCAUUGAGUUCGCAGAAUUGCAACCGCCUAUGUUCGACCUUCAUCCCAUGCGGGCACUCUUCUUAAUGUCAAAAUCAAGUUUUCAACCUCCUAAACUGAAAGAAAGAAAUAAAUGGAGUGCUGACUUUCAUGGAUUUCUGAAACAAGCUCUUCAGAAGAAUCCAAAGCGAAGACCAACAGCGGAGAAGUUAUUGCAGCAUACUUUCGUUGCACAAAACAGUCUUGGUCCCAAGCUUGGAAUGGAAUUAUUAGACAAAGUACGAAAUCCGACAGCGCAAGAUGUGCCUGACGAUGAUGUGGAUGAUGAUCCUCUGAUGACAGCAGGACCCAAGGUCAUUCAUCGACCUUCAAGACCUGCUGGAGAAGACAGACAGAUUAAAACGAAAUCCGAGGCCAUGUUUGAGGAAGCGAUAUUUUUACCUGGAAAAACAGACAACGAUGAAGCUCCAUUAUAUAAAGACGGUGAGGCCUGGAUGCCUGAUGAAGGAUUGAGCAAAAGUUUACUCAGCUCUGUAGAGGAAGAAUUGACUUUACGGGGGCACAAGACAAGCUUUGAACAAGAUGACGCAGGUACAAUGCGAGCUGCUGGUGCACCUAGCGAAGGACCUCCACUUCCUCCAAAGCCGCAACCACAAAUGGAUAAUUCGCUGCCGCGGCAAUAUGGUGGAGAUGCCCGUCCAGCGAAAGAACCUCAAAGAUUAGCGAAACCCCCUGUUCCCCCACCCACAUAUAUGCAGUCUAUGGCAGUCAAUAGCAGCAAUAAUGACUAUUAUAAUGGCACUGACGGUGAUCAGCCGCCGAUCGUACCACCGAGGCGCAAAAACUCUCCAACGUUACAGGCAAUGUCUUCAUUAGUUCUUGCGGACCCUGCUUCUGGGAGACUACCCGCCCGUCCCACUCACAGAUCGAACGCUCAUGAAUCCAGUUUAUCAGGGCCAGCCCCACAAGUUCCCCCCCAGCUUUCAACUCCGACAGUCAUCCACAGGCCUUCACAUCAUCAUGAGGUACAGGAUGACGACAAUACACCCCCUGGAACCCCCCCUAGAAGGCCCCCGCCCCCCACACAACAAACUCAUUCCAACGUAGACUCAUCAUCGUCAAGUCACACUCUUGUGGCAGCAAAGGAUACUGCGGCUCCUGUGAUCAAUGGACUGCCACCCACUCCUCAAGUGCAUAUGGGAGCUUGCUUCACGAAAGUAUUCAACGGUUGCCCUUUGAAGAUAAACUGUGCAUCAAGCUGGGUUCACCCAGACACUCACGACCAAUAUAUAUUAUUCGGAGCGGAUGAAGGAAUAUAUACUUUAAAUCUACAUGAGUUACAUGAAAACACAAUGGAACAGUUGUUUCCUAGAAGAUGCACUUGGCUGUACGUUAUCAAUGAUGUGCUAAUGUCUAUAUCAGGCAAUCGUACAUCACAGUUAUACUCUCACAACUUAGUAGGACUUCACGAUCAUGCCCAAAGGAAUCAGAGACUUCAUUUAAACACUCAUAUGUUACCGGAGAGAAUAAUUCCAAGGAGGUUCACAGUUUCUGUCAAAGUUCCCGACACAAAGGGUUGUCAACGAUGUUCUGUUGUUCGUAAUCAAUAUAAUGGUCAUAAAUACUUGUGUGCUGCUUUGCAAGCUAGUAUUGUGUUGCUACAAUGGUAUGAACCGAUGCAAAAGUUUCUUCUUAUUAAGCAAUUUGAAUUCCCACUUCCGCACCCGUUACGUGUAUUUGAACUUCUUGUGACCCCAGAUGCUGAAUAUCCUCUCGUAUGUUUUGGUGUUAGUUUGACAAAUCCAGCCAACUCAAGUGCAGCAAACGACAUAUCUUCCAUGAUCACACCAUCGUCCUUGUUUCAUUUAAACACUGUCAAUUUAAACUCACAAUCAUCGUGGUUUUCUGAUCAACCUCCUGCCGGUUCAAUUAAUCUCGGUGUCGUAAAUGUAACACAAUUGGAGAAGGAUACAGUCCUUAUUUGUUUGGAAAAGGAUGUAAAAAUCAUUAGUAUGGCUGGUCGACUGAAAUCAAGUAAGAAGCUUGCUUCAGAAUUGAAGUUUGAUUUUGCAACAAAGAAUAUUGUUUGUCUGCAAGACAGUGUGCUAGCUUUCCAUGAGCAUGGUAUGCAAGGAAGAAGUUUUCGUAAUAAUGAUGUCACACAGGAGAUUUGUGAUAGAAGUAGAAUAUUCAGGCUGCUGAGUUGCUACAGAGUAAUCGUGUUGGAAAGCAAGCCUACAGACAAUCCUAAAGAUUUGUCAAAUUUAUAUAUUUUGGCCGGACACGAAAGUACAGGAAGUGGGGCUAACUGAGGUGUGAAACCUAGGAUUCAGUAUUUGAGCCUAGGUUCAGGAAACACGUGGAUGCCGCUCGCCAGCUUUUGGUCAAUGCUGCGGUACCAUGUUAUAUCACAUUCAAAAGUUGUAGUCAGGGCAUGCCGUGUCUUUUUACCAAACAAUAUAGAGGGUUUUCACAACAUCGCUGCAGUAAAUUUAUUCCCCUUUUUCCCCUAUUUCACUACAACUAGACUCUGUAAAUUUAUUCGAAACGAGAGUUAACAUACCAAAUAACUUUUUUUAAGGUAAAUUUCAAAAUUUAAUUUGAAUUCAAUUUGAGCUAGACUAGUUGUGACAUUUGAAACUCAAAUACAAAUUAGACUAAAAUUGUAUGUAAAAACAUCUUAUUCAGACAAUUCAAGCGAACUUUCAUGCUGUAAGACUAUUUCUGCAGUCAAAUGCACAACCAAUUUUGUGAUUAAUUUUUAAGCUUUUUUCUGUUAAUCUGCUAUUUUUGUGGUAUAUAUAUAUUUAACGUCUU